AUUGACAAAUUUUUACUUUAAAUUUAUAGCACUGUUUUGAAGGGGUGUUCUAUGAAGUAUCGAACUAAAAUUCUUACCUUCCCAGCUUUAGGAAAGUAUACAUUACGGCCAAUAGAUUUUCCCAAUUAUAUUCUUCUGGAAUUCAAUUAAAGUAUACAGUUUUGUUCAAUAAUGCUUACACGCCUUUGGAAAUUCAGUAUAUAAAUUAAACUAACCCUUAAAAAUAUUUAUUGUCACUUAAUUCAUUAAAUACUAUCUUGGGAGAAUAUAGAAAGUGUCACAAGGGUUACAAAACAUUACAAACAAUUAAAAUAAAUACAAAACAGACAUCAAGAAAUUUGAAAGAAUUUUACGUAUUGAGAACAAGACAAAAGUUAUGACCACUUAUUCCAGGAAAAGUGAGAAUUGACACAAUUUGUGUGCUACUAUGAGAACUCGUCGAGAAGUGACAGCAGGGAAUUAAAUUUGAAAAAAAAACAAGCGAUGGGGUUUAACUGAAAAAUAUGCGCUAUAAAAGCAACAACGAUCUAAGUAGAUGUCUCAAGAAAGAUGUAGACAACAAACAAACAAUAAAAAAUCACAUAAAAUAAAUACCGACCAAAAAAUGCAGGCGUCUUAAAGUUAAUACACAACAUUAACGAGACAUAAAAAUCAGGGCACCUGCAAUGAGAACGACAACGAACAAAAGAAAGGGGGCACACAAAAAACAAAACAACAACAAAGAACACAACAACAACGCAAUUGUACGCAUUUGUUGCAUGCAACUUCGAGCUGCAGCGGUAGGCACAUUGAACUAAAUCGGACAGAACACGUAAUGAAGUAUUCCGAGCACGCAUGAAUGUAGAGCAAAUUAACCCUUAAUGCUGGCGCUCGUUCUAAAAACAGAGCGGGAAAAAUCUUUAAUUAAGGAAUACAAAAAAAAGAAAAGAAAACGUGCACAAAAAUCACGUGCAUUUCAUUGCCUUCGGUAGCUUUUGUUGAAAAGUUGAAGAAAUGGCAGAAUUUUAAAUAAAAAUCAUUUUUUUUUAUAAAAGAAAAGGAAGUCGGCCGCAGACACGUGCAACGAAAACGUGCCGUUAUGAUUUUUUUUUUUUCUAUUUGAAGGUAUUGUUUUACCAAUUGUGCUGUAUGAAUCAGCUGCAGGCUAACUCGGGAGAAUGACUGAUUGACUGGCUGAUUGCCGCAAGUGAUUAUAGAAAUUUUUACAAGUGGCCUCUACUAAGUUACUUUAAUAUUUUUAUAGCUAUUUUUUCUACCUUUUUCGGUGAAAAGAAUUUUUUCCAAACUCAUAAAAUCAAUCGUUUUGCGUCGCCAACAGGUAAUAAAUUACACAUAACGAAUCGGUUUGCGCACUUUUCAAACGCACUGUUGACGUUGAUGAAGCUAUCGACAGGAUGUCAAGAUUAUACCUGUCAGAUUGUCGCUUAACGAUAAGCCGUGGAGACAGCAGCAAGAAGAAUAGCAAGAUUAAGGUGAUACGAGUACCUUCGUCCUGACCGCAGUGUGCAGCGGCAGCACGAGUGGCGGCGCUACCACGUAAUACAAAUUUACGAGGCAGUGCAUAUGAAAGAAAAUAAAAACAAAAGUAUUGCGGCAUAAACAACACUUAACAUCGCUCGCCGUCGCGCCACACUCAUUUGUUUCUUGUCUGUUCAAAAAUUUUGGCUGGUCCAACGAAAAUUGUAUUUUAAAUUCCAAAAAAGUCCCACAGCGGCGAUUAUUUAUUUCAUAUUUUCCCUUUUCACCAUUUUUUAUUUAAUUUUAUUUUUUCACUUUCAUGCUUCAUUCUUUCUCGUUGUUCGUGCACCGCUCACAUCGUCAUUUGCUGUCAAUUCGAAAGUGUUGCAACAUUUGUCAUUCCUUAACUUUUCCAUUUCAUUUGACAUUUUUCAAUGUCACAACUCAUUUAACAUUUGCAGCGCGGCACUCAUGCGCUCACUAAUGAGACUUUCUCGAUUUUUGUACCAAAAAUUAUGUCUGCCCGCGCCCCCAUUGUGUGCGUAAGGAACGGAAAUUCUUGUGUUGCGAGUUGUGAAAAAUUACACUGUCUCACAGUGUAUUAUGAGCUAUCGAUUUGAAACCAGCAACGAUUUGUACAUGCUGACAUCUGACACGGACCCUCUUUAAAUGAAAUCGUAUAAUGCCGCUAAUGUAAAUAUUUAACAGUUAACAGUUUUCCAUUAGGGAAAACAAUAAUUUGUAAUAUAAUAAUAGAUAUUAUUAAUGAAUUUCUGUUGUAGUCGGGGUAUAAAAUGUGCAAGUAGCUGUUUAUGGUUAAGUUUUAGACAUAAUUAGUAUUGUUGGGUGAUUACAGUUUUGCACAGCUGGAGUUUAUAUGCACCAUUCGAGUUUGAUUCAAGUGUUUAAUAAAGAAAAAUGCGCUUAAUAUAAAAGAUUUAGCAAAUUUCUUUAAAUUUAUUUUUUUCUAUAAAUCAAUCAAAGGUCAAAAGGUCAGAUAUCUCCGAAACGCUAUAAAAGUGACUGAAAACAAGUAAGGAAGAGCUAAGUUCGGGUGUAACCGAACAUUUUAUACUCUCGCAAUUUAUUUAUUUAACUUUAUUUAUAUUAUAUAUGUAAUACACAAUUUGACCCACAUAUUCGUCAUAUAUAUUGUAUAAAGUCCAUUGAAAGUUGGAAACCCUAAUAUUAUAUUAUUAGAAGCACCGAGGUCCUCAUGUUCGGUAUAUGAGGCCUUGAAAACCUAUGGUCCGAUUUUGGCGAUUUUUAGAAUGGGGCUGCCACACUAUUAACAUAGUAUUUAUGCAAAGUUCUGCACCGAUAUCUUCACUAGCGCUUACUUUAUAUAUUAUAAAGUUAACGAUUCAGAUCGUCUUCAUAGUUCUGGUAUAUAGGAAGUAGGCGUGAUUGUGAAGCGCUUUGGCCUAUUUUCACAACAUAUCAUUGGGAUGUAAGGACACUAUUACAAACCAAGUUUCAUUGAAAUCGGUCGAGUAGUUCCUGAGAUAUGAGUUUUUGACCCAUAAGUGGGCGACGCCACGCCCAUUUUCCAUUUUGUAAAAAAAUCUGAGUGCAGCUUUCAUCUGCCAUUUCUUAUGUGAAAUUUAGUGUUUCUGACGUUUUUCGUUAGUGAGUUAACCCACUUUUAGUAAUUUUCAACCUAACUUUUGUAUGGGAGGAUCAUAACCACGCCCGAUCCGAUUUCCUUCAUUUUUUAACUGUAUUAGAAGUGGCUAAAAAAAACGACUGCAGAAAGUUUGGUUUAUAUAGCUCUAUUGGUUUGCGAGAUAUGUACAAAAAACUUAGUAGGGGGCGGGGCCACGCCCACUUCCCCAAAAAAAUUACAUCCAAAUAUGCCCCUUCAUAGUGCGAUCCUUUAUACCAAAUUUUAUUUCCAUAGCUUAGUUAUGGCACUUUAUGUGUUUUCGGUUUUCGCUAUUUUGUAGGCGUGGCAGUGGUCCGAUUUUGCUCAUUUCCGAAAGCAACCUUCCUAUGGUGCCAAGGAAUAAGUGUGCCAAGUUUCAUCAAGAUAUCUUAAUUUUUACUCAAGUUACAGCUUGCACAGACGGACGGAGGGACGGACAGACAGACAUUCGGAUUUGAACUAUAUCUAGCUCGUUUAGUUUUGGGUGUUACAAAUAAAUUAUGUGAACAAAACUAUAAUACUCUCUUUAGCAACUUUUGUUGCGAGAGUAUACAAAUUUAAGAACGUCUAAAAAGUUGGCAAAAAGAAUGUACUUAUACUUAAGUGCAGCAAUAAGGCCUAGAUAGAUAGUUUUUUCUAUAAACCUAUAAGGUCAAAAGGUCAAAUGAUCUUAAAAUGUUAUAACAAUUACAGACAAAAAUUUAUGCGAGACCAAAAUGUUGAUAAUGAGACUAUACUUAAGUACAGCAAUGAGUCCAAGAAAGAUGGCUUCAACGCAUAAUGGUUAAAAAUUUCUGAUGGUAUUCCUCUAUAUAUCUAUAUGAAGGAUGGAUAAUUAGAUAUAAAUGCCAUAUUUUCCAUCACCGAUUUUUAAUUUUAUUGCGAUUAAAAUGGGAGCUUUCUCUUAAAGAUCGGUAGAAAUAUUUACUUCGACACCAUACAUACUUUUUCUAACGGUAUGUUAUUUCUGACUCCUUCGAUGCUAUAUUCAGGCUCUUCAUAUUUCAUGUAAAUGAGUUCUGCAUAGUCUGACCUCCAGAUUUCCUUCCUACUUUUAAAAUAAUUCAUCUAUUUAUUUAAUUUUUCAACUUUACUCUGUGUUUUCUAGAAUUUCAAGUUCUUUUUAUAUCUUUUUCGCAUCUUUUACUGCCAAUAAAGUUUCGAAGUGAAGACGACGGAUCAUAUUUUAUGUAGCAGUAAGAAAUAAGUUGUUUCAUAAUCUAACUAAAUUAUAUGUAGUGUAUAGAAGGGAACUUCUGUGUAGGAGGGAGUUCAAAAGAGAGCACUUCUUCCACAGCGAUCGUUUGAAGGCCUUAAGAACAAAACUUCGGAAUAUUCCUUACAAACGCAGUCAGUGGCUUAAAGUGACCUAAAACCGUAAAUUCAAAUUCCUUUACUUUUAAGGAUGCUUAGAAUCAGAGAAGAAGUUCUCUUACAAAAUCUGAAAGCAUUGCCGAUAUAAAGAGAAUUUAGUCAUGAUUCAUACAGACUUCUAUAAAAAAUAAUAUUUGUACUAAGUAAAAUUUAUGGUAGCAAAACUCAUGGUUAAAUACAUAUAUUUAAACGAGUGUGUGAUAUGUAUUGUUAAAAUUAGAACCGACGAUAAGCGAUUUAUCAAAAUUUGAUAACAAACCGGUGCUUAAUCACAAAUUUGUCAUGCUGUUUAAUUGACGAUUUGUUUGCGGAACUAAUUGUUGCUAAUGCGACAAAAAUUACGUAAUUUGGGGAGUUACUGAAAUAUCACAGAAAUAAAAUAAUUAUACAUAUUUAAUACAAUAUAUAAUAUUUCACUUUUCGAAUGCGCUUAUACGCACCCUGUAUAAAAUUGCAUGGAACUCCGUACCUGACCUUUUCUAAUGCUGCGCUUGAACUUCACUUGUUUCCACUUAUACACAGCCAUAAAUCACUUGUGAAUAUAUGUAAAUGUAUAUGUAAUGGUAUGCGUGCAUAAUUUGUAUUUCAGGUGAAACAUGACAAAAGUAAAAUAUAAAAGAAAAGAAAAAGGAAGUGCUAGAAUAUUAUUGUCUAAGCUACACGUAGUUAGUCUACACAACAGGUUGUUGCCAAGCAUCGGCUUACCUGUGUUAUAAUGAAGAGUGAAUAUAUGUAUAUAUGUUUGUAGUUGCGUGUAAAUAUAUAUGCAAAGUAGUAUUUAUGCUACAUUCUUGAAGAAUAUACGAAAUGAACAUAAAACACUUCGCACUUCUCUCAAAGGGGUGCUUAUGAGUAUACAGUGGAUAUGUGUAGUAUGCGGUCGGUUCCUUUUUUAUAUGUUUUUAGUAAAAAUUAAAAAACAAAAAUUAAUAAAAAUUAAAAAAAAUUUUUAAGAAAGUAUAGAAUGUAGUUUUAUAUCAAAAACAUGUCAACUUCAUAAUAAUAUAAGGUUCUCAAUAAUAUACAUCAGGUAUGUAUAUCUACAGUCAAACUAAUUUAAUUUGUUUCUAAGAGUUAGGUGCAGUAUCUUUACGAGAUUCUGAUUAAAACAAAUUAUUGGAAUAUUUAGAGUCUCUUUCCAGAGUUUGAAGAUAAUCCAAUGAUCAUUGAGCUAUUUAGAGACCCUUUCCAAUAUUUAGAGAUGAUCCAAGGGUCCUAGAGUUGUUAAGAGUCCCUUUCCAAUAUUUAGAAAUUAUCCAAGGAUCCUUGAGAUAUUUAGAGACGCUUUCCAAUAUUUGGAGAUGAGAUUUGGAUACUUGAGAUAUUUAGAGACCCUUUCAAAUACAUAUAUAGAGAUGAUCCAAGGAUCAUUGAGUUAUUUAGAGACCCUUUCCAAUAUGUAGAGAUGAUCCAAGCAUUCUUGCGAUACAUUUAGAGAUUCUUUCUAAUAUUUAGAAAUGAUCCAAGGAUCCUUGAGAUAUCUACAAACCCUUUCCAUUAUUUAGAGUUGAUCUAAGGAUCCUUGAGAUAUUUAGAGACCCUUUCACAAUAUUUAGAGAUGAUCCAAAGAUCUUCAUUCUGGAAAUUUGGUCUAUUUGAGGUCACAGUAAUGUCAGAAUACACAUCGUCGUAAUUUCAGAAAGUUAUAAAUUAUAGUGAAGAUAUAGAAAAUUUGGUCACAUAAUGUCAAACUAGAACACCGAAAUUAAUUAAAUUGCCCUUCUUAAUUUUUUUAAUUUUUUAUAAAUUUUUUAUUAUUUAUAAAUAUUAAUAUUAUUUAGUUUUAUGUAAAAAAAUGACAUUUUGGUAAAAAUAUUUGUAUAAAACUAUUUCAAGUGUUCGAAUACUUUAUAGCCUUACUGUAAGAAGAACAUAAAUUUAAAGAACACGACAAGUUAUAAUAAUUUUAAAAUAUACAAAGUGAAGAUAUUUAAAUGCAAAUACGCUGCUGGGGAGCACACAUAUAUGAAAACAUAUAAACUUGCAAGAAUGUACAUAUGUAUGUAUCAUAUGGGCACUUGCCUCUAUAUAUUAUUAGUGUUUUUUAAUAAUUAUAGACCUUAGUAGUAUAUAAAAGAACCUAAAUCAUAAUUCUCUUUUUCUCUACUACUCAUUCAUUCAUUCAUAACGGCUUUACUGCAGUUGUUGUCGAGGUGGGUCAGUUUGUCAGUUUCGCUGAAGGGCUUACUUUCAAGCCUCAAGCAGAUUAACAGACAUUCCCAUUUGAAAGUCAUAAAAGCAAGCAUUAGCAUGUAGUUAAGCAGUUUAAAGUUAUAUUUAUGCUUAAGUAAUAGCAGUAAAUCUCUUUGAUAGACUAGCAAUAGUACUAUAUAAAUGAUUCACUAUACCAUACUAUACUAUAUUCCCUCUACUUUGACACAUUUUCCACUGUGUCGGCGGCGGCUGCUGUCUUUAGGCGCUAGACGAACGCUAUGCGUUGACUAGCACUUGGCACUUAUGUUGUCAAUUAACGCCUACUUCACAUUUGGGUUACAUGACAUCAAACAAAUAAAAAAACAAUAACAACAACAAAAUAAGUAAGAAAAAACUAUUUUAGUACGCACGCGAUCGUGGCAAGCUGCAGUAUUUCUAACAUGAUCAGUGGCGCACAACAUAUGGGCAUACCACAUCAGAGUGAGCGCUGACCAAUGCACGCGGUAGCAAGUGUAACCAUCCAUACACAGCGGCUUUCGAAAUUUAUGAAUAUUCGGCGUUUUUUUUUCAACUCCAAAUUUUUGUUGGAAAAUUAACUGAAUACUAUGAAGCUAUGCCUUUCGAGUGAAAACUUUUUUUCGAAUAAUUUUAAUUAACUUGAAAAAUUAAUAGAUUUUCCCUUUUUUGUUGAGUUUUCAUAUAUUUUGAAUAUCUUUCUGGCACAGUAAAAGUGCUCGGUUGCAAUUUAUUGCCAUUGAGCAUGCGGCAAGUAAUUGAGAAAAUAGCUGAAUAAUUUAAUUAAUUUACUACAUUUGAUGUGCCUUACGUCUGGUAUUAGGCGUGAUAUUUAUUGUGAAAUAUACAUAUAAUACGAUAUUUACUGUUAGUUUCAAGAAUUUUUACGCCUCGGAAAAAUUUCGAAUUGACUAAAAGGUUUGAAAAAUCACACCCAAUUUGUUUAACAGGAGAUGCUAUUCCGUGUUAUAGCCUAGACAGACGAACAAAAUUAAUUGGCAUUAAGAAAUGAUAAUGCGCAUUGAAAUUUUAUAGUGACAGACGACAAAUUUUGUGCAUUUAUACAGCUGAUUGAGAAAUUUGUUUAUUUAUUACAAACGUGAAAUAAAAAUGGAUAAAAAAGAGUUAUUAAUGGCAAUUUUGGUAUUUUUGGAAAACAAAAAGAAAUUUAAUGAAAGAAUUAAAUUGUUAUUAAAUACAUUACAAGAUAAUGAAGUGCAAUUAAAAGCAAUAGUGGAUUUUAACGAAAUCAUACAUGCUGGACUUGUAUUCGCUCAGGAGCACCAUCGACAUAUUUGGAAAUUCGAUCGAGGUGGUAUAUUUUGGGAGCACGAUGUCCCAACCAUGGAUGACUCAAGGUUCAAAGAAAAUUUUCGGCUAGAUAGAAGGGCAUUCAAAAAAGUGUGCGAAAAGGUAAAGAGUAUUGGAAAAAUGGAUAGCAACAUGAGGCGCUGUAUCUCACUUGAAAAAAGAGUAGCUAUAGCACUCUUUUCUUUGGGUUCGGCAGCGGAAUAUAGGACUGUUGCUAGUUUGUUUGGCGUUGGGCGCAGCACAGUUGGAGAAAUUGUGAUCGAUUUUUGUCAUGAAGUAUGUGGUACUCUUUCGGAUUGCAUUAAUGCAUACCCCCCACAUCCGCAAGAAUUAAGAAGAAUUGUAGAAGGUUUCAAACUGAUGGGGUUCCCACAAUGCUUUGGUGCUGUUGAUGGCUGCCACAUCGAAGUGCAACCCAAAAAAGUGGAAGCCAUAGACUAUUACAAUUAUAAAGGCUGGUAUUCAGUCAUUUUGUUGGCAAGCUGUGAUCAGAGAUCAAAGUUCACGUACAUAAACAUAGGAUCCACUGGGAGAAAUAAUGACUCGUACAUAUUUGAGAGGAGUUCACUUAAGAAAUUUCAUGAACACGCUCGUAUUUUUAAGGAAAAUAGCGAAAUAAUUGAAGGCAUCAAUGUACCUGUGCUUCUUAUUGGCGACUCAGCUUUUCGUUUAUCACAUCAUAUGAUGAAACCAUAUCCAUGUGGGGUUAAUCAAUCGCCUGUUGAAAAGCACUUUAAUUAUCGACUGUCCAAAUGUCGCCGAGUGAUCGAAAAUGCCUUUGGUCAACUUAAAGCGCGCUUCCGUAAAGUUGGAAGAGGCUUGCAAGUUGCUCCUAAAAAUGUUAAUAUUAUAAUUAGAGCAUGUUGCAUUUUGCAUAAUUUUCUAAAGAUUGAGAACGAUGAAGUUUUUCCCGCAUGGAUACAAGAAGCAGCAGAAGAUGAAAGAAGACAUCAACCCAAUCACACAACAAGAUUAGGAGAAAAUGACCAAACUGCGACAGCGGUUAGGAAUGCCAUAGCAAUGAGAUGUUUUUUAAUAAUUAUAGACCUUAGUAGUAUAUAAAAGAACCUAAAUCAUAAUUCUCUUUUUCUCUACUACUCAUUCAUUCAUUCAUAACGGCUUUACUGCAGUUGUUGUCGAGGUGGGUCAGUUUGUCAGUUUCGCUGAAGGGCUUACUUUCAAGCCUCAAGCAGAUUAACAGACAUUCCCAUUUGAAAGUCAUAAAAGCAAGCAUUAGCAUGUAGUUAAGCAGUUUAAAGUUAUAUUUAUGCUUAAGUAAUAGCAGUAAAUCUCUUUGAUAGACUAGCAAUAGUACUAUAUAAAUGAUUCACUAUACCAUACUAUACUAUAUUCCCUCUACUUUGACACAUUUUCCACUGUGUCGGCGGCGGCUGCUGUCUUUAGGCGCUAGACGAACGCUAUGCGUUGACUAGCACUUGGCCCUUAUGUUGUCAAUUAACGCCUACUUCACAUUUGGGUUACAUGACAUCAAACAAAUAAAAACAAAAACAAUAACAACAACAAAAAAAACUAUUUUAGUACGCACGCGAUCGUGGCAAGCUGCAGUAUUUCUAACAUGAUCAGUGGCGCACUACAUAUGGGCAUACCACAUCAGAGUGAGCGCUGACCAAUGCACGCGGCUGCAAGUGUAGCCAUGCGCUUAAGGCUUUCGAAAUUUAUAAAUAUUCGGCGUUUUUUUUUCCAAUUCCAAAUUUUUGUUGAAAAAUUAACUGAAUAUCAUGAAAUCGUUAAGCUAUGCCUUUUGAGUGAAAUCUUUUUUUCGAAUAAUUUUAAUUAACUUGAAAAAUUAAUAGAUUUUCCCUUUUUUGGUGAGUUUUCAUUUAUUUUGAAUAUGUUUCUGGCGCAGUAAAAGUGCUCGGUUGCAAUUUAUUGCCAUUGAGCAUGCGGCAAGUAAUUGAGAAAAUAACUGAAUAAUUUAAUUAAUUUACUACAUUUGAUGUGCCUUACGUCUGGUAUUAGGUAUGAUAUUCGUUGUGAAAUAUACUUAUAUUCACUGUUAGUUUUGAGAAUUUUAACCGAUUUUUGUUUAAAUUCAGAAAAAUUUCGAAUUUAGUAAAUUGGUCGAAAAAAUCACAUCCAUUUUGCUUAAAAGGAAAUGUUAUUUUGGGUUACACUCGGAAAUUGAGGAUUGGGUCUCACGGUUAUUCCAAAAAUUAGUUAUUGAUAGGUCUCCCGUGACGGAGAUCACGGCGAUCCCGGUGAUCCGGAUGUUCUGUGAUGCUAGGAACUUCGGAGUAUGGAUCUAGAUACUAUCUUAUAAUGACAAAACACUCAAAACACUUCGAGGUUACCACAAAUCUAUUGAGUUUAAUCGGUUGACUGAAGAUAUGACAUCCAAGAUGGUUCAACCACAACCUAGUGAAAGUUGCGCAGCCAAGAAGAUAGAGUCGAGGUGUUUUCACAACGCUUUAGAAAAUUGGAGCUAUGUAUAUUACACUAAAAUCACAUCUCAAUAGCAGAUAGGUUUUAAGACCAUAUUUUUUCUUGUCAGAACACUCUCUCUUAGCUCCCCAAGGACAGCUCAAAACUGACUAAGUGAGAUCUUCUGUAUUUGCAGAGAUCUGCCUACAAACCUAACCUAACUAUAGCCCUCCGCGAGUCUAAAAACAUUGCAUCUUACCUAUAAUUGAAAGGGUUAUUUCAAUUGCAAACUUAAAGAUUAAGGUACUUUCACCACUUCUAUACCAAAUUCAAAAGAUACUUCUGCAAUGUAAGAAAUGGUAGGGUGUCUUAUCAGAUGUUUUAUUAGCUACUUAUAAUUUCUUCGAAACAUAAAUGCAUUAAAUCGUGGCGAAUCGCAUAAAUGAAUGAGAGGGAAUGAUAAGUGUUGAAAAGCACACAAAUUAAAUACUUGAGUAAUAAUUCAAAAGCAGACAGUCAAUGUAAGGCGCACUUCCGGCUAUCUAUUGAUAAAUACUGAGGAACCCUUCCACUGGCACAUGCUCAUUAAAAGCAGCAGCAGUAGACACUUCUUCCCAUUAAAACCAAAAAAAAAAAUAAAAAAAAAGUAAAGGGAAGUGAGAACCAAAAAGGGUUUAAUUUUUAUUGAAAGCAUAAAUUGAUAAGAUAAAUGAUCAAAGGGCGGUUCUAAGCCAAUGAUAAGGCAAACAAAUAUACACGCAUGCGUGAUGUUAUUAAAUUUAUGAGGCGCAAUUUGGGAGAAUACCAAUUAAGUGGCAAAGAGAGGCGGAAGAAAAUUGUAAUGCAAGGCAUUGGGCGAAAAUAAAUUAGGAAAAGUUGAAGAAAAUAUAUAAAUCUCCAGAGAACGUGUGUAAACUGAGUGAGUGAGAAGUGAAAGUAAUUUACUAAAGAAACUCAUCCUGACUACUGUUUUCCCCAAAAAAAAGUGUGAAUGAAAAAUUGCUCAUCAAGCACUUUGACGGCAUGUCAACGCCUACAAAUUGUGCAUGCACAUAUUGACAUAACCACAAGUAUUUACGAGUACUUGUGAAUAUUCAUGUGCGUAUUCAUUUGUCUUCUGAAAACAAUGAAAGUUUCAUAGGAAAUUUAUUCUGACACGACUGCACCGCUCUACCAGCCAAAUGUCAAAUGUUAUAUUACUCAUCUGACUUGUUCCUUUGGUUGUAAUCUCUGGCGGUGUGUGAGUAGUGGGGAGCGGUUUUAAGCGAGCGAUAAGUAAAUCUAUAAACACUCACAUUCAUAGGCCACACAUUCAUAUCGGAUAUGACACGCGCCCCAAACUUUUGGCAGACAGCUGGCGCCCAUGUGGGUACACAAACACUUCUGCAGAGCUGAAAGUGUACAGAUAUGCUUUUUAACAUACAUAUUUACUUAUUUAAAUGUAAAUAUGCAUAUGUGUUGGGCAUAACCGACGUAGACAUUGACGUAGUAUGGCAUGUCUGCUUUUCUAAAGUGAAAUUUAUUUCCGGUUUGAUAUGAAAUUUUAUGGAUAUUUGUUUAUGCCUCACGUUUAUUUUGAAGAAAAUUAAUGAAAACUGAAAGUGACUAAUUUAUUAAUUUAUACAGGUGUCUUUACAAUCUUAUGUCGGGGUAGUUGUUGUUGUGAACAGGAAUAAUUUUGGCAUAUGGUCUUAAAAAUGUGUCAUACAGUUUUAAAUAUAUUAAAGAUCGGAUUUAUCGCGUACUUAAAUCAAGUUUAGAAAUGCAUAGGUCUUCUCGUAUGUACAUAGUCUACUUGCUAACUAAAAUAGACGAGCCAAAUGGAUCCAUGCUAAAAAUCUAAUUUAAGUGUGUCUUAACAACUAACUGAGAUAACUAAAAUGAAACUAUUGAUAUUUGUGUGAGAUAUUUCACAAAAAAAGUUAUGGAAUCGAUAGUUGUUGCUGUAAGAAAACAUUCCCCAAAUAAGUUUCGACGAAUACUGCAUAAAAUUUUCGGGUUUUCCGGUUACGUAGACCCGACUGUCUUUGGAAGAGUUUUGAAUUCGGUGUACAACUAUUACAAAACUGAUUUUGGCCGUGGGGACCAAAUCUCUGACUCUUAUCUUAGGUUAAGUGUCAUUUGGUAAGAGGACAGGUAUUAUCUAGUACCAAAAAUCUGUUAAAUCUAUCACUAUGUUUGUCAAAACUCUACCUUCUUUCAUAAAUAUACCAAAUUAUUUUAUAUUAAAUGGUAAUCUUUAAAAAUGAUGACUAGUUCCAAAUUCACCAUGGGAUUAGAUCUGUUUUGAAAUCAAUCUACAUCUAGCAUAAGACUCACUUUGGUCGUGGGAUCAAAUCUCUGACUUUUUCUUAGGUUAAGUGUCAUUUGGCAUAGAUCAGAUAUUAUCUGGUACCAAAAUUGGAUCAAAACUGGCAUUAUUUUUGUAAAAUCGCUAGAUAAUAUAUCAAAAUCUCAAAAUGAACUCAAUCACUUCAUAUUAAAUGCUAAUCUUCAAAAAUUAUGUUUAGUACCAAAUCCACCAUGGGAUUCAUACUUCCAAUAUCUCCUAAAUAUUAGAAGCAAAUGUAAAACAUUAUUAGUUUUAAAAAUAUUCGUCAUGGAUUACGAAAAUAAAACACUUGAAAAUUCUUAAUGAAUCAGUUGUUUUUAUAUAACGUUCAACUGAUUUCGUUGAAAUUACUCAAGCAUUUAACUCAAGUGGCCACAUCAAACAGAUCAAAAAUUAAGUUCUAUGAUUAACUUCAAGUAUCCUGCCGUCAGAACCAAAUAUGGCUCAUCGAAUACAUUGGAACGCUUGAAAACACUUUAACUGACUCAGCGCACUUAAGCAGUAUACAGUCAACAUUGCAG
This is a messenger RNA of Zeugodacus cucurbitae (melon fly), 13192 nucleotides long. RefSeq names its product putative nuclease HARBI1. The coding region runs from base 7757 to 9019 and encodes 420 amino acids. NCBI's taxonomy places the organism in Eukaryota, Metazoa, Arthropoda, Insecta, Diptera, Tephritidae. The record is from RefSeq and is a predicted model, not a curated record. The transcript is spliced from 3 exons.